Messenger RNA from Pichia kudriavzevii, 2061 nucleotides. RefSeq lists its product as uncharacterized. The record is from RefSeq and is a predicted model, not a curated record. Gene Ontology annotation, biological process: electron transport chain. NCBI's taxonomy places the organism in Eukaryota, Fungi, Ascomycota, Pichiomycetes, Pichiales, Pichiaceae. Gene Ontology annotation, molecular function: iron-sulfur cluster binding; electron-transferring-flavoprotein dehydrogenase activity; FAD binding. The transcript has a single exon. The coding region runs from base 1 to 2061 and encodes 686 amino acids. Gene Ontology annotation, cellular component: mitochondrial inner membrane.
AUGCUAGCGUUUGUUGAAAGGAGAUCUAGUAAAGCCAUCCUGAAUGCUGGCAAUAGACAAAUAUUGGCAGCAUUCCUGCAAAAAAAUAAUGUAAGAAAUUUAAAAACUUUACACACUGGCUCCAAUACCCCACAAAAACAAACUUCUAGCUUCAAGAGAGUUUCAGGUAUGACCUUUUCGACUGCUUCACCUAGAUUCAAUUCAAUUGAAUACGCUAAAAAUGAACUAGAUGAAGAUGAGCUCGAAAUGUUAUCUGAAACAAGAGCAGUCGAUACUGUUGAUGUUUGUAUAGUUGGUGGUGGUCCAGCUGGUUUAGCAACGGCUAUUCGUUUGAAGAAAAUUGACAACGAAAAGGGUGACGGUGAGUUAAGAGUCGUUGUUUUGGAAAAGGGUGAUAUUGGUUCCCACAUUUUGUCCGGUGCUGUUCUUGAACCUAGAGCGUUAAAUGAAUUGUUUCCUGAACUAUUGGAAAAUGGCAAAAAAAUACCUCUACCUGAAGAACUAGUGACUUUGGUUACAGAAGACCAUACAAAGUUUUUAUUUGAAGACGGGUUGGCUGUGGAUCUUCCCGAACCACCGCAAAUGAAGAAUGCGGGAAAGAACUAUAUUGCAAGUUUAUCCGAAGUCACAAAAUGGAUGUCCGAGCAAGCAGAAGAACUAGGCGUUGAGAUAUAUCCAAAUACUUCCGUGAGUGAACUAAUUUACGAUAGCCAUGGUGGUGUCAGAGGAAUUGCAACCAGAGAUAGCGGUUUACAGAGAAACGGAUCAAUCAGUGAAGAUUUCGAGAGGGGCAUGGAAUUUCAUGCAAGAUUGACUGUCUUAGCUGAAGGAUGUCACGGAUCUCUAAGUAAGCAAGUGAUCAAUAAAUUUGAGCUAAGAAACGGGGCAAAUCCACAGACCUAUGGUUUGGGUAUCAAAGAGGUGUGGCAAGUUCAACCCGAUAAGUUUAAAAAGGGGUACGUUUCACAUAGUUUGGGAUAUCCUUUGAGCGAUGGCUUAUACGGUGGAGGUUGGAUGUAUCAUUUUGGAGACAACCUUGUCAGUUUGGGUUUGGUUAUCGGAUUGGACUAUAAGAACCCAUGGAUCAGUCCAUAUCAAGAAUUUCAACGUAUGAAGCUACACCCAUAUUACAAGGAUAUCUUAGAAGGUGGUAAAUGCAUUUCUUAUGGUGCAAGAGCGUUGAAUGAAGGUGGAUGGCAAUCUGUUCCUCAAUUACAUUUCCCAGGUGGUGUCCUUGUCGGUGCAAGUGCAGGUUUUAUGAAUGUCCCCAAAAUCAAGGGCUCUCAUACCGCUAUAAAGAGUGGAAUCAUUGCUGCCGAUACAAUGUAUGAGAAGGUCGUUGCACUAAAGGAACAACAAGAGGCUGAAUUGGCCUUUACACAGGAAAAGAAUUCCUCCGAAGACAAGGACAAAGAAGAGGAAGAAGAGGAAGAUGAAAGCACCGGUAUGCCUCUACCCGAAUGGAAAGCAAUUGAUUUAAGUGAAUACCAAACUGCAUAUAAAAACUCAUGGAUUUAUGAUGAGCUUUAUGAAGUUAGAAAUGUUAGGCCUUCAUUUAAUUCCGAUUUGGGAACCCUUGGCACACUUGUCGGUUUGGGUAUGUCUGGUCUAGUUACAAUGAUAACCAAGGGUAAAGAGCCUUUUACAUUGGAACAUACCCAUACAGACUCAUCUUGUGUUGAAGAUGCAAGCAAAUAUGAAAAGAUUAACUAUCCUAAGCCAGAUGGUGUCAUUACUUUUGAUUUAAUGACUAGUGUCAGUAGAACUGGUACUUAUCAUCGCGAGGGUGAGCGUUGCCAUUUGCGUAUCCCUGACAUGGAUUUACAGAAGCACAAAGACAUUUCUUGGCCAAAGUUCAAAGGUGUGGAACAACGUUUCUGUCCUGCAGGUGUGUACGAGUACGUUAAAAAGGAUGAGAAUAACAGCGAUGAUGAUGUUGAGUUUAAAAUUAACUCACAAAAUUGUAUUCAUUGUAAGACUUGCGAUAUUAAAAUUCCAUCUCAAGACAUCAACUGGACAGUUCCAGAGGGUGGUGAUGGUCCAAAAUAUCAAAUGACCUAG